This is a messenger RNA of Symbiodinium sp. CCMP2592, 3801 nucleotides long. Lineage: Eukaryota; Dinophyceae; Suessiales; Symbiodiniaceae. The record is from the annotation of a GenBank genome assembly.
AUGCUUUCAGCUUUCGGGCCAUCCUUACUCCUUUGCUCAGGUAAGCUGGAGAAGUUUCGGAGUACACGAGGCGCAGCACGUCAUUUGGCCACAGCACUUGGCGACGACGCCAAAGAUGCCUUCCGAAGAGCUCUGCUCCAAGGAACCCAUCAGCCACGGUGUGCAAAGCUGGGGUUUGUUGGCCCUGCACGCGCUGGGAAGACAUCGACUUUGCAAGCCUUGGCGGGCCUGCCUCUGAGGCGCGAUCAGGAGAGCACGCACGGCCUGGCUUGCUGGGCACUCUCACAGGACCUGAUCUCUGCAGCUCCAGGGCAACGUUGGCAGCUGCAGGACGCGCAGACAGCGGCGAGCUGCUCCCGCUGGGAUCGCGGCGUCGCAAAGUAUGUGGCAGACCUCGUGCGCCCACCUGGCAAUGCCGUUCCGCCCAAUGCGGCGAAGAUGGGAAAGCAAGAAGCCCUGGAUGAGAAAGCCGUCAUGAAGCGAAUGCCGGUGGAUUUGAUUGCAAGGCGGCUUGGAGAGACUGCGGCCAACUUGAACACCUCUCACGAGGACAAGACGGUCGUGCUGGAGGCUUACGAUUUUGGCGGCCAGGAAGUAUACUACGCCAUGCACCAUCUGUUUCUGAGUGAUUAUGGCAUAUACUUGGCUUGUAUAGAUCUCUCCGCGUUUAAUGCGGUGGGCAUAGAAGAAGUGAAGGAGUCAGAGGCUUCCAACACGUGGCAAGCCCUGGAGUGGUGGCUGGCUUCCAUUGCAGUCCAUGCCCCGAACUCGCCUGUGGCCAUCGUUGGCACGCACGACGACUGUCUUUCGCAAGACUCCCGCCGCAAAGUGUAUGCUGAAGUCAAUGAGCGCAUAUCCGCUUUCUGCACGAAGCUGCCCGAACUCAAUGAGCAAUUACAGAUCAAUGAGCAGAGCCAGCUCUGCUUCUUCCCAGUUGACAAUGCUAGCACCGACAGUGGAAGAUCCAUUUCUGACCUUCGCGAAGCCAUUGAGAGCAUGGUCGCCAAACUGCUUCAAGGACCUCUCAGCACGGCUGUGCCCCUUCGCUGGAGCCAUUUCUGGGCUGUGCUGCAGCGGACCGGUGGCAACGGCAACCUGGGCCCGCUGACGCGCGUGGAAGACUUGUGGCAGCGUUGCAAACGAUACGGCUUCGAAUCGCGGACGGAACUGCAGAGCUUCUUGCGCCAUUUUCAUGGACUUGGUGCGUUGCUCCACUUCCCGGAGUCAGUCUUUGAAGAGCUGAGAGAUUUAAUUUGCCUGAAGCCCGGUUGGGUUGGCGAUGCUGCGGCCGCUGUGCUCACAGCGAAGGACAAGGUGUUCCAAGGCUGUGUCAACCAAGUUGCAGAGCUGAAGGAGAAAGGGCUGCUCCACGCGCAGCUCCUUGCGGCAGUGUGGCGUGCAAAAGUUUUCUCCAAAUAUCAAGGCGAAUUGGUCGGCCUUCUUCAGGCUCUGGAUUUGCUUCUAUCCUGGGGGCACGACAAGCAGAGCCCAUUGCAGCGGCAGAACGUGUUUCUGGUGCCCUCGCAGCUACCGCUGCGGCCGCUGCGCGAGCGCGCCGAGCGCGAAGAUGACCAGGACGCCUGUGUGCUGUACUUGGACUUCCAUGGCCUCCUCCGUCGCCUUCUGCCAACACUGAUCCCACGAUUGCUGUGCAGUUUGAGCAAAGUCGAGUCUGGAGUGCAGAUCCUGUCAAUGUACGCGAACUUCGCGACUUUCGCUGUCUCCACACAGGGCCAAGCUCAGGGAGACUCUCUGCGAUUCUCCGGGAAGUGGCGUCCCACGGAGCUAUUGUUGGUGUCUGUCCAGCCUUGGGGUGAUCUGCUGCGCUGCGCCUUGCGCCCACGGCGCUCUGAGGCACAAGCGCGGCAUUCGUGGCGGCAUGUGGAGCGAUUGCUUCACAACUUUCGAGAGGCAAUUACAGCGUGGAUGCCAAGGAUAAGCUUUCGCGCCGGCAUCCGAUGCCCCACUUGCACGGCUGGACACACACAUGUCCUCGACCUGCACAGUGUGCUUCGAGAUGAAGACCUUGCUGUCUGCCCUAAAUCCGGUGACAUCAUUGAGGACUUACCUUCUUGGCUCCUAGAUUGGCGACAGCAUCUGUUGCAACGUCAGCAGCCAGGGUCUCCGCGCGGUGUCGGCAAGCCGGAAGACAGUACUGACAAGAAGAGGAUUGACAGAGACCCAGUCAAGUCUGGAGAAAUGGGCCCAGGACCGCCGAAGGCGGCAGGGCUCCACCUCGAAUACCUGUAUGCGUCUCCUCUGGAUGUGGCGCCGCUGGACAUCCGAGCUGAAAUUGAAGCUCUGGCUACAAUGCCUGGCGUGGAGUGCCUCUCAGUCCGCACAGCCACCACAGAAACUUUGGCGGAAGUUUGGAGGACGGAGCGUUCCUCACCGGCCCCUCGGGUCCUCGUCCUGUCAGCCCAUUGUGCGGUGGAGAAGUCUCAACCUUCAUUGUUACUCGAGGACGCAGUUGGUCACGUGCAAGUGGUAGGCAUCCGGGACAUGGAUGAGUUGUUGGCACUGAACGAUUUGAACGGCCCGGACCUUGCAGCGGGAGACAGGCCAAGCACUCCAGCUGACAAUUUCGAUGUCGUGGUAGUUGAUGCGUGUCAUUCUGAGUCGCUGGCGGAGCGCUUCGUCGCCUCCGGGGCCAGCUGUGCUGUCGCUUGCUCGGGCGAAGUGUUUGAUGCUGCGGCCCGCGAAUUUCUUCGUAUCUUCUUGCGGUCGUUGGCUGCUGCACUUCCCAAGUCAGCAUACCCUGUCACCGCGUUGGCCCGUGCCUCCUUCGCCGCGGCGCAACGGGCCGUGCGCUUGUCGCCUCAGCCGGGGCUGCGCUCGGAGGCCGAGCACUUCCGCUUCUUUCCGACCAAGCUCGCCCCCGGCCCCGAUGUGCAGCUGCCCCGCUUGGCGCUGACUCUGCCGCGCUUCAGCGGGUUGGAGGCACACGACGUUCCUCCACCCGUGGAAGAUUUUGUGGGACGAGGUUCCACUAUGGCAGCCGUGGCCAAUGCCUUCUUGGGUCAUCGUCGGGUUGUCUGGCUUCACGGCAAGGCUGGCAUCGGCAAGUCUGCUUUCAUUUCCGAAUUCUGCCGCUUCUACUCGCUGCCGGGGGACAGGCUCUUCUCGCCAAGUGCUCUGCGGCUUUGCCGCAGCCGAGAACUCCCCUCCGAGGCCGAGGCGGCUGCAGGUGGCCGCGCUGCGUUGAAAUGCGGGGCAGUGCGGGUGCGCCUGUCAGGGCUCGAUCCCAUGGCUGCAGUGGCCAAGCUCCGGGAAUCUUUGGUAGGAAACCGUUGCCUCUUUCUAGCGCUCGACGGAGUUGAGAAGAGCUUUGGAUCUUCCAAUCCGGCUGCAGCUGAUUUGUGGGCUUUCCUGGAAGAGACUCUCGUGGAGAGUCCUGGGCUGCGCGUCCUCCUCGCCUCCCAGUGCCCGCGGUAUGAUGCACCGCUCUCCGGAAAGGUUGUUGCGGUGGAGCUUCCGCCGCUUGGUCGCGAGGACGCCUGCUUGCUGCUCGCACGGCGCUCCCACCGUCCGUUGUACCCACGGGAUCUUGAUGGACCAUCCGUCCGCGGGACGACGGGCGAAUUGCCGUUGGCCCUGGCCGGGCGCCGCCGGGAGUUCUUACAGCGACUGGCUGGCCAUCCGCUGAUGCUAAAGAUGGGCGACACGCCCGCGGAAGUGAUUGCAGCUGCCGCGCAGAUUACUCCGCAACUCCCAUCGCUUUUCCAGCAUCCACUUCUACAGGAUUGUCCGGUUACUUCGUCUGACGAGUGCAACAAUCCUUUGCCUUCUGCGCCCACGUGA